This is a messenger RNA of Purpureocillium lilacinum, 1008 nucleotides long. RefSeq lists its product as uncharacterized. Lineage: Eukaryota; Fungi; Ascomycota; Sordariomycetes; Hypocreales; Ophiocordycipitaceae. The record is from RefSeq and is a predicted model, not a curated record.
AUGGCAUCGGCACCUGCGAACGCUCCGGGCAGUGGCGGCGUCGCCGUUCCUCCCACAGCUCCUAUCCCCCAGAUCCCACCCAUCGAGGACAUCGUUGCCGCUCCUGGAGGCGACGUGGUUCUCGUUGUGGGUAGAGAACGCGUCAAGAUCCAGGUCCUGGCGGUCGUCCUCAAGAACUCGUCACGCGUCUUCGCAGCCAUGUUCCGCCCCGAGUUCGCGGAAGGUCAUGCCCUCUAUCUCAACCAGGGUUCCAACGAGCCCAUCGAAAUCGAACUCCCGGAGGACGACCCACUCGCCCUUGGGACACUGUGCAAAUUAGUCCAUUGCACAGUUGACGCUGGCAGAUACCCCGGCAGCGGGAAGAAGCUGCUUGGGGUGGCCAAGGCCGCGGACAAGUACGACUUGAUCACCAGACUGGCCUUUCCGUCGAACCAGUGGUUCUGCGAGCUUAAGAGAUCUCGCGACCCGGCUCAGAUCCUGGCAGGUCUCAUGGCGGCCCAUAUUUUGGGGCACAAGCCUGGUUUCGCCCUCCUGAGCCGCUGGCUUAUGUUCUGCCAUGGCGGUUCGUGGGGUGGCCUGAUGAGCGCUCUGCCGGGCGUCGACAAGAUUGCGUAUGAGCUUAUUGUGGCGGUCGAAGAAGCCCGCGCACAGAUCAACGCGGCCAUGAUUGAGCGUAUCAACAGGUUCACCAUGGCGGCCUGCAUGGUUCCGGGAAACUGCAGCUGCCCUCUGGAGAAGCCAGAGUUGGUCCGAAAGUGGUUUACGAUGAUCAACACCAAGCAGCCGACGUUGAACGUCGUCAAGCUGCAGUCGCUCAGCAUCAGUGAGCUCAUCAGCGACAUACACAAUCUCUCGCAUUUGCAGUCAGCUCAGCUUACUGGCGUCCGCCACGAGUGCGGCAAAAACCUGAAGCCGCUGGUUCCAGACGCCGUGCCCGCCUACCUCAACCAGAAGCUGGCGGCUUUUAAGGGUCUUUGCAUACUCUGCUUCGACCGGAAGAAGAGAUGA